GGAAACAGGAAGUUGGAUUCGUGAAGCGGCUAGUUUAACUCGGUAGAGAGGAUGUUAGAAACAACAAAUACUUUCAGGAACUCAGAAAUACUGUUUUGGUUUUAAGCAAAUGUUGAACUACGCAGUUUUGCGCCUUUUGCCUUUGUACCCGUGCAGUUUAUUGUUUCAGAAGGAAUUUGCCACCUGAACGAAAGUAAACUUUUUGUUAGCAUGCUAGCUUGUUAACUCCGUGCAAGUUUCCUUCAUACUCUGAUAUGACUGCUGUGAUGGUUUCCUGAGAUCCACUAACCUGUGAAAUCAACACUGGAAGGUUAAGAUAUCCACAGUCAAUCAUCAGAAAACUACUGCGGAGAAGAACGGUGGAUGUCGUGAUGGGAGAAAAGGAGCUAAGUCUUAUUGACAAGAGUGUAACAAGGUACUAAAGAGUUUCUCUUACAACCGUCACAAAAACUAUCUUUAUCGCUGUUUAUCUGAUUCAACACUUAGUAACAUUGAAAAUCCAUCGUUACAAACUCACCAGCUGAAAGUAGACUUUGUGGUAAAGUUGAUAUAUUGGGUUAAAUUAGAUUCCCCAGGUGUUCAGAACUAUAUAGCUGUUCAGUGUAAGUUCACUCCCACUGAUUUCAAAAUGUUUAUGAAUAAAAGUUCAGAGAAACCACGAGGGUCGCAAAGGGGUGGAAAAUUUCCAGAAACUUUCCAUGGGAAGUUAAGCUGGGGAAUUUUUUGGAAAUAUUCCAAAUUGGAAACUUUUCAUGGGAAUUAUGAGAAUUAUUGGGAGGUACUGGCAAAGGUAUUGACCAUAAAAGAAAGCUGCACCUUGGUAUAGAUAUGAGAUAUACCUACAAAUCAAGUGGUCUUUGUUAAAAUAAUCAGAGGUUGUUGUGUCACUUUGUUACUUUGCUUCUAGUUUGCUUGAUGUCCCUCUCAGUCCAAAUGUGACUUCACUCAACCUGCACUGCAAUCACAUCCAAAGAAUCGAGGGCCUGGCCUCCACUUGGCACUUGCGGCACUUAGAUCUCUCCUCCAAUUGCAUUUCUAAGAUUGAGGGUCUAAAUUCCCUUACUUCACUGAGGACUUUAAAUCUAUCCUGCAACUUAAUCACCAAAGUUGAAGGUGAGUCUUGAGUCACUAUUGUAAACAGACAAGAGAUGUUUUGGCUUUGUGGGUGUUCACCGAGUAAUAACUCUUCAUUACAGAGUCUUCUGUGUACACUGACAUAUCUGCUGUUUUUUUAUGGACUGUAAAAUCCUCCAUUCGCUAAAGUCUCCUCCCUUUUACCUCAGGAUUGAAUGGCCUCGUGAACCUGACAAGGUUAAACUUGUCCUAUAAUCAGAUAAACAACUUAACCGGUGAGUUUAAUAUGGACUGUACCAAUUUGUACUUCAAUGAAAACACAAACUAAUGAUUGACAUAUCAAUGUUGUUGAUCAGGUUUGUUGUAUCUUCAUGGCACGGGCUAUAAGUUGAAGCACCUCAGUCUCCAUGGCAACUACUUGGACAGUAUUGAUCACCUCCUGCAGUGUCUGCUGGGAUUGCAGAGUCUAAGAGAGGUCACUUUGAGUGAGGAUUGUAAAGACAACCCUGUGUGCAAGUCAUCAGGUAAGACAUAAAGAGAAUCAAUUUAGGAGGACAGUUAAAGAUGUUGGCCCAAAUGUGUCCUGUAAAGAUUGAUAAGUCAGAAAGUAAGAUGAGGUGAUAUCAACUUAAGAAUGACACACCCAUCUUACAGCAUGUACAGAAUUUUUGACAAAUGGGUGUAAUGGCUCUAGUCCAAUUUUGACCUGCAAGGAGAAAAACAAACUGAAUAUGCACCUUUGAACACAUAAAAGCCGAUUUGCAACCUCAACUUCAAGAAAAUAAUACUGCGUAGUUGUCACCAAAAAUACUUAUAUUUUUGUUUUUGUUAUGGAUUUUUAUUGAAAAGCUACAUUUUCAGAUUUUUGUUGUUGUCGAAAUACACUGAAUAAAAAUCAGGUUGUAAAAAAAUGCCUGACAAAACCAUGCCAGAUGCGAUAAAUACAUCUUAUGUAUUUUUUUACUUUUAAAUUUUAUUUAUCAGGGAAAACCUCAUGUUGGAUUAAAAAUCUCUUUUUACAGACUGUCCUCCUCAAGACAGCAGAAGCACGUUCCCACAAAGUUACAGAUAUACAACACAUGAUAAAAAAAGUUUUACUUAUCCUGCAUCAUCACAGUCUGAUGCAUGAUCCUCCAUAGCCUUUAGUCUAUUUUCAAAAUUCUCCUGCAGUAAAUUCCUAAAACUCUUUUCACCCUUGUUACCCAUUUCAUCAUAUUAUUUACAUUAUAUAAAUAAGAUAUUUAUCAUAUGUAUACUGUAUGCUGAAUAUGAGUCAAAAUGAAAAACGUCAAUUUCCACUAAGGCAACAACAUAAACUUAAUGACCACACCCAUAUUAUUCUGUAUAUUUGUUAUAAUUACAUUAAAUAUUUUGACAUUUAUAAAUAUGGACUCUGGGGGAUGUGCUCUAUCAUUGAUCUUUUGCCUGAUGGUCUGCAAUGUAAAGAUAUGAACCUUUUAGGGAAAUGUGCAACAGAUUUGACUUUAUAGUCAUUUUAGUGGCUAUAGAUUGAUUUUGCGUCCAAAAAUGAUGAACAAUGCCAACUUUGUUCAGAAUGACCACUAAAUCAGCACUGCCUUUAACAGUUUAAAUGUAUUACUCAAUAUUUCUUUAGCUCAAGCUGUUACUGGGGACAGUGACCUCUGUUGAAAUUUAAAAAAGUGUCAUAAUCAUCAUCAUCCUCUCUACCGCUUUCUCUAUGGUUGUUAAUGAACCAUUUGUAUUCUAGUUGAGGACGAUAUUUUCCAAAAUAAUGAACUCAGUACCUCCUCUGUGUUGUUUUUAUUAAGGUCACAAUGAAACGAGGUGUGGUAAAACUGACCCUGUGGUCUAGUUAUCUCUCUGUGCAUCUUAUGUCUCUGUUUCCCCAUAAUCUGACUGACAGUAGGGUUAUGAAAGUAAAAAAUAUCCUUUAAUGAUGUGCAGCCGUUAUCCUUAUCUCCCUGCACAUAAUGAAUUCUCAGUAGUAGGUGUGGGGAGCAUGUGUUUAAUUCCAUGAGGGCAUACUUAAAAGCAUUCUUACAACCCUUGCUGUCAACAUGAGUGGAUACAUUUAUAUUAGCAGAGCUCAGUUCUUAUUAAGAGGGCUGCAUCAAUAGUGAAUGUGAGAAUGGCAUACAUGCAGGAGAGGCUGUUCAUUAUGAUAUAGAUUAUUUGAUUUCAUGCAACAUAACCUCCACAACACCUGAAGAUUUAUCUGGGCCAUAAACCCCCGCUGUGAUCAAACUGAGUGAUGGUUUCUGAGGACAGUCUGUCAGCUCCAGUGUGUAUGCUUUGUGUCUGUCUUUCUGCAGGUUACAGGGAAGUUGUUAUGCAGUCCUUGCCACAAAUCUCUGUUCUGGAUGGCCUGGACCGACUGGGAAAUCUUUCCCAUCAAGGUUUAGGAAGUCCUUGUGAUAUCCCAGGACUAGAGGACUACGUGGACCUCCUACUGUCUUCAGAUGAAGCUGUAAAUAUUGAUACGGCAUUACCACUGCAGAGCAUCAUAUUUUUUACUGAUGGCUAACUUCAGCUUUAAUUCCCUUAGGAAGUCUGUAAAGAUAAGAUAUACUUUCCACAAGAAACACCUGAGCAACAUGGAAAAGUGUCCUGGAAGAUUACACACAACUAAUUAUCUACAUGAAAUACUAUGAAUUAUGGUUUUAAAAAGCAUCAAUAGUACAAAUGUUUGAAUAGGACAAUGCAAAACUAAGUUUAACUGGUUAAAAAGUAAAUUGGGAAGAGGUUAAAAAAAUUACCAGGACAGAAUUUGUGUCUUAUUACACAGUAGCCUAUUAUACUGACAAAACUCUGAAAUGCUAAAAUACAGGUUAGUUUAUAAAAAAAAUGUCUGUCAGUUGAUAAGUGCUUUGUAUCGACAAAAACUUUGUCCUGAUUCUGACAAGUCUGGAUCUUUUUUCCACAAUUAUGACAUUAUAUAGUUACAAACUCAUGGGAAGAAGAAAAGAGACAUUUUUCAAACGUUCUAUACAUGCUUUCUGAAAGUACAACAAGAAAAACUGAGAUUAAUUUAUAAAAAAAACCAACUGAUUUACCUUCAAUUACUUCGAUGUGUGACUGUGUUGUAAGUAGUAACAUAUAGGAAACUCUGGUUGGUCACUAUAUUCCCGGAAUAUUCUGCAAUUAAGGGUGAUUAUCCCAUCUGGUGAAAGUGAGGGAAUCUAGUCUCCAGACUGAUAAGUUAUCUACUACUUUUAAUCCACCAGAUGGGAAAAUCCAUCUGUUUUUUUUUAUAUUAGCCAAUAAAGCAGCUGCAGGGGAGCAUAACACAGUCAGAGUGGAAAACUUAAUAUCUGAAAAUGUUCUCAGGAAAAUGGAAAAAAGAGAUAAUUUAAGUUUCCACUGCAGGUUAGAGGGGAUGUUUCCCUCACCACACCCCGCAUUGAUGAGGUCCUGACCCAGUUUCGACAGAGGAUUGCCUCUGAAGCAAUCACGGAUCCUCUCGCGCAACCAGAUUUUCAGAGCUUCCAGCAGGUUCGUUCCGCUGUGGCUGAUCCAACAGACCCUGUUAAUGAACAACGCAUCAGGAAACUGGAGCACCAGGUGUCCCAGCUCAUCCAGCAGGUGCAUAUUUAACACUGCUGUCAGCCAUGAACUCCUUUAUCAAGAUGUGUGUGAGGUUUUGUAUCCAGAGGCUUAGAUGUAUAAUGUGAAGAGAUAUCUAUAUUACCAGUUUAUGCAGUUGCAUGGAUUUGGCCUGCAUACACAUCCCUGUAUCUGUCCAUACAAUCAUUUUCUCAAGGAGAGCUGUCUCAGCAAGUUGAUCAAAACUGUCCUCUCCCCAGCAACACUUUCCAGCUCCUCCUCUGGGUUCCCAAGGCGAGGCCAGGUGGGAUAUGUCAUGAUUUUUUUCUAUUGACCCAGGCACCUGCAGGUGACAAAUCCAUCGUCUCUGCUCAUCCUGUGGUGACAGUUCGGAGAGCCAAGAGGGACACCGACCGUACGUCAGAGAGUGAGUGUGACAGUGGGAAGGAAAACAGGAGGCGCACCAGGAUCCCAAAACAUCGUAGCAGCUCAGCGUCAAAGGCAGUCCCCAAAGAAAUGAGGCGCCAGAGAUCAGACAGGUGAGUCUGCACCUGUGUUAGGUGUUAUAUAAACUGGUAGAAUAAUAACUGCUAAGCUGUUAGAGCAAGUUAUUGUCACCAUUUCAUGUCAUGAUUUGGACCCACGGUUGUUAAAAUUGUGGCAGACUGUUUCCCCAAAAUUCUCCAGAACUCACCGUUUCAGCUAUUGGUCACCAAAAAGAAAACACACACACACGCAGAGUGCAUUCAAGAAUGAGAAAAGCAGCAGCUUAUAUAGAGCUUUAUAUGCAGCUUCACUCUGCUUUCAUUCAGGUUAAUGCCACCAGAUCUGGUGUGGAGAAAAUCUUUCUACUGCAGAGCUCAAAAGGUUUGUAGUAGUAAAUUUCCCCCUGAGAUGAGGUAAACUUCCCCCUUCUGUGUAAGAAAUUACAGCUGUCACCUCACUCCUGUGAUUAAUGACUGCGCCUCUUUGGUCAACCCCCUCAUCUUACUUCAUCAGCCCCUGAUGGCAUGUUCUCAGGAUUCAGUAAUUUAACUUAAGUAAUCUCCUAACUGUCCUCGUCAAAAGCAAGGUGAUUUUCUUCUCACAUUAGCCCCGAAUCCAAUUCAAAGUUGUUCAGACUUUGCCUAUACCUACGAAAGUAAUCUGCUUUGACCUUUAUAGAGCCAGACGUUAGCUCGAGGGCCUUAAUCAAUUUCACAGCUGGCUCAAUAUCUGUGAUUUUGUUUUAUGUGCAGCGAUCAGGAGAACCAUAAACAGAGGACUUUAAAGUCUGCUGUGGGGACCGUGAAGAAGGCUGGAGGCACAGGGGGACCAACACGGAGGGCACCUCUGAGAUCUGCCAAGACCCCAAGCGACAUGAAAACCAAGCCUGUUGAGGAGGAGGAAACCUACAGGGUACAGAAAUGAUAGAUCACCUGCAGACUGAAUGGCAGCUUUUUAAUGAGUGACUCUAAUGUGUUAAAGGUCAUGUUCACAUCUGAGCCUGUGAGACUAUAUUUCCAUUCAGGCAUACUUUUAUUUUGUUUGUUUAAAGCCUUCACCAAACAUAUCCAUAAAGACAAGUACAUGUAGAAAUAAUGUACUAGAUGCCACUUUCAAAGACAACUACAAAAUCUGAGCAUCUGAAUAUUUUUGACUGGACAGAAACAGGUCUAAGUGUUUUUACUGACAUUAACAUAUGAUACUUUACAAACAUCUAGUCCCAAAGCAUCUUUCCUGUAACACCAAAUAUCCACUUUCCUGAUUUUUAUAUCGGCUGUAACUCCAACUUGACCCAAGUGAGGCUUAUUUCAAAUGCAUCCCCAUAACAUUAUCCAAUAUUUUCCUUUUGCCCACCGGGCAACCAGACUGCAAAGUUUAUGUUUAAGUAAUCUAUAUGCUCGCUGCAUUUUAGCCUUGAGCCUGAGCCCAGUAGAGGUGAGAGGUAGUUCAAGGAAGUCUGACAGGCUCACUUAGGUCUGUCUCCACUCUGCCAUAUUUUAUUUCAAUUUCAAACUUAGUUUGAAGCCCCAACUGACAACUGACUCGAAUGACAUUCCUGGAGGCAGACAAUCAGACUUUUCAGUGCUCCCUCUGGCUCCUACAUCCCCCACUCGUGUCAACUGGAAAAAGAACUGUGUGUAAAUUUGUUCUCUGGUUUACCUUUUUUUGCUUCAAUAUGUGCAUGUUGAUUCCCAGUGGAUGAUGGAUGAGUUGCAUAAGAUGUUGGUGCAAAAUGAUGGCAGAAUUUUAUAAACAUCAUUUCUUUCUUUACAGAACAGGGAAUAAAUUAUUUUCAUUAUCACCACAACAACCAAGUAAAUUCAUCGUAUCUAGGUUUAAGGGGAGGGUAGAUGCUACAUUGUCUUUUGCAUUAGGCUGUCUCUGCAUAAGAGCUUUUUCAUCACGCUUUGUAAUGCAAAGCCAGCAUAUAUAUUACAAAACCGUGUCCACAGUUUUCAAAACUUUGCCCUCAAACAAAUCACAAGGCGUGGAUUACAUAUCCAUGUGCAUGAAUCUAUAGACGGUGCAAUUUAUGAUGACACAAUUUUUCAGCUGACACAAGUGGGGCCCCAUUGAAUUCAGAAUCCUUUAAACAGCUCUUUUCACAUACGCAGUAUAACCCUGAAGACCUUUAAUUUGAUUCACACAAAUUGUAGAACCAACUUUUAUUCCUAUCAAUAUAAACCAAUAUAAUGUGUCAUGGGACCAAAAGAUAUGAAAAUAAUGAAGCGUUUGGUGCUGCUUUCUGUUUUUGUGUGCUGCUCAGACUAUUGUGGAGGAGCGAGACCAGGAGAGGGAGAGGCGCUGGAAGGCUGAGCAGGCUGUGAGGAAACUAACAGAGGACCUAAAGAGUCUGCAGACAAAGGUCGGCGAGGAAAAAGACCUUCAGAGCAUGGCCCUGCACACCACCGACAGGCAAGAGGACACACUGAUGCAUAAGUUGACACUAACUGCUUCCACUUCCACACAAAUCGACUCCGUAACUUUCAAGCAGAUAUUAAGAUGAAAAAAGAUAAUUGAACUUGUCUCUGCGGAAUUUAGUUGUCAGCUGCAUAAUGGAUUCUCAUCCAUUUCUACCUUCUUCCUCUUUUGUUUUGGCCCUCCUGAGACCCGGGCCGGCUGCCUGUUUCAUUCUUAAACAAUGAGAAUCCAUCCCACCCAUAAAAAUCCUCGCUAUCACUUGUCCCAUUGCUCCACAUAAAAUCAGGCACACACUCUGGCUCCAUUACCCAGAAAGUAUGCCUGCAGUUGUCUGUGAUAAUGGCGCUAUUUAGUAUAAAGAUCAUUAGCCUACGCACCCUUCUUGCUUGCAUACCUUAUAUUUAAAAUCCAGAGGCUGUAAUUAUCUAUAAUUAAAUAUGCCUAUCUCUUUCCCUACAUGCAUGUAAGAACAUUUAACUGUGUGGGUUCUUCCUCCUGCACUGCUCAGAUAGUGCCAUGUGUGGCUAUAACGGGCAUUUAUUCUUAGUUGCCUCUCACUGUGCUUAGAUAAAUCUGCAUUAUGGUUGUAAUUAGAAGCCUGGUGACAAGCAUAUGUCAACAUUAUUGCACAGAUCAAUCUUGACUGUCACUUUCUCAUGACACUGAACAGGCCUGCCUUUGUUAACUCCCUCUCUCAUCAGGAGACAGAUGACAGAGGAGUGACUCAUCUUACUGUAGGUGGCCGUGUACUCACUUAGUUUAGCAGUUAUUAUGUGUGUCCUGAAUUCUCCCAGCUUGUUUUUCCUAGGCUGCCCUUGUGCCUGAUGCUUUUUUUCCUCCUGAGAAUCAUUUUCUAUGUAUUUCCAUUUUCUCUCCUUCGAGAUAAGAUUUUACUCCUCUAUUGUGUCAGACUUUCUUAAUUUCACAAGCUAUAACAUCGUAACAGUGGGACAUAAACUGCAGAGGGCGGUGAAGGUUAUCACAUAGUUGGUGUUGGUUGCAUAUACCAAUUUACAUAAAGAUAAAAGACGACAUCCUGUGUAUCCAUCCUGCUGCUGCUGCUGCUGCACACUGAUCAUGCUUCUCCCCAUCCACUCCAGACUGAAAGAAAUGUUGCUAAAGGAGCGAUCAGGGCGAUCUGAGCUGCAGACUCGUGUCGAGGAGCUGGAGGGGAGAUGUCAGUCUCUAAGCCAGCAGCUGGAGCAAGCCCGCAGCGGUGAAGAAAAACACAGGAGUGCGCUGUGCAGACUGGAGGAAAGCAUCUCCCAUGGUGAAGCACUCAGGGCUCGCCAGCAGGCCGAGGAGGUAGAGACAUUGUUUAGUAUGCCUGAGCGAACCUGUUUCACAGUUUGAUUCAGGUUAUCAACACAUUUUAUCAAGUUAGAAAUCAGAGGUUGUUUCGAGUAGUGCAGAGCUAAAUACACUGUCUGCAGUUUCUGUUACAUACAAAUGAACAUGUUAACUCAUCACCCUCCCUGUGAUGUACCCAUUUUUCCAAAAUCGUAUGCCCUGCUGGAGAGUGAACAAAUGCAGACAAAUGGGCGUCAUUUGGCUCAAACAGUGCAACAGGCUGCCACUAAAUAUGGUCUGACUUUCUUUAGAUGAAGCGGCAGCAGGAGUUGGAGAACAAAGCAGCAGCUCUGAAGAAAGAGUUGGACAUCCAGAGGGCCUCGGUGCGUCAGCACAAAGACAAACUUCAGCAACUGCAUGAGCUGUUGGCAUGCAGAGAACAAGAGCACAGGUAGGAAGGUCCCUUGAGAGUGGUGGGCUUUAUUUCUACGCCGUUGACAGGCAUAAAAAAAAAGAGUGAGUCUGAUGAAUGACUUGAGACUGAAGGUUACAGCCACUGAUGGUUUUAGGAGCCAGUAAAAACUUAAAUAAGAAGGCAGUUCAAGUGGUAAGGCCUUAUAAAGAAAGAUAUACCAGUAUACUGUUGUGAAAGGAAGACAGACUUUCACACAGAAGACACAGUGACAACCAAGACCAGAGACAAAUCACAAUACGGCAUGGUACACUGAGGCCAGCAUUUUCAGAGAGAAUGAGGCACCAUGCAUUUAGAGCAUAUCACCAUAGUCGAUCGAAAAAUGAAAAGGUCUCUUGGAAACCAUUUUUCCGAGCAGCAAAAGAAAAACAGUUUCUGUUUCAAUAGAAGAAACCCAAUUUCACCCUCUCUUUUUGUUAGACUCUGGAUGUGAUGAUCAAAAACAGAUUUUCUUCGAGGAGAAAACUCUGGUACUAGUAUGUUGGGGCACAUUCAAUCACCUCUGUACAAAGAUCUGACAAUCAUCUUUCACAGUCUCAGACCUUGAAAAGUGCAAAAUUUAAGUCUCUUGAAUUAAGAACAGGCCCUGAAGUACAAACAUUUAUCUGAACAACAUUAAAGCAGCUUGUAGGCUAUUAACUGCCCUGGAUAAAGAAAAUGACAAAUUAUACACAGUCGUAUUGUCAGCAUGAAAAUUAUAGCUCUGUCCUAAUGAUUUUAAUACAAAUCAGCAUUGACAUCCUUUAAGUGUGAAAUCUUUUAUUAUAUACCAUCCUUGUUUCUGUCGUCUUACAGAAAACAGUUGGAGUUGCGGUUGCAGCCCGGUGGGGCAGAUUUCUGUGAGGCAGUGGCGAAAGAAGUUGCAUCAGUCGAGCAACGACACACCCACAGGGAGGCGGAGUUGCAGGAGAAAUUGGCGGAAGGCAGGAAACAGUAUGCCGCUCUGGAGGAUGAGUUCCGUAUGGCACUAACCAUCGAGGCGGCUCGCUUCUCUGAGGUCUGUUCUGAUGUGAACCUCUGCCAUUCAAAUGGCCCGGUCUACUUGCUAAAUUCUUUCGUCCUCCUUUUGCACAGAACAUCUUUGAAAUGAUUGCCAUGUCCAGUAAGAAAGGGAAAUGAUUGAACUAGAAUUGAACCCAACACUGUGGAUUUUCCUUUUUUCAGCCUGAUGAAAGCUGAGAUUGAAUAAGAUCAUCACUGCAGAGGUAGUCUGUGAUUGCCACAGGAAGAAAGCCAUACAAAAAGAUUGGAUCAAUCUGCACUUUCUCCCUUCAGUUACAGAUUUUAUUCUGCCUGUGCAGGGAAUGUCAUCUGGUCUUGAUUGCUGCAGCAUACACGCUGCUCUACUGUACUGUCAGUAACCUUUGACUGUUGGAAUACUGAAUAAGACUCAGAUUGCCAGGGAAACCAUCAGUCAGUGAAACAUUUGAAAAAUUGCUUUCUUUAAGUCUGUGACUCUAAAAGAUUUUCUGUCAGACCUCGGGUGUGACAUUGAUUGAUGAAAUUGUCAAUCGAGUAAAUGCUUGAAGCUCUUCACUCUGUCAAACUCCCAGAUGUCUCAUCGGCAUUCAGUUCCACACCCUUACUCUUCCUUUACAGGUAAAAGAAGCUUGCGAUCAGAUGACUGCAGAGCUUAUGGGGGUCAAGGCGAUGCUUGCCAAGUCCCAGGAGAGGGAGAAGAAAUCAGGCUCUCUGGUGCAGGAGCUCACAGCCAUGGUCAAAGAGCAGAAGAACCGCAUUUCUGAGCUCAUCAAAGCCAAGAAAGACGCUAUCACUGAUCUGAAGGUACAGCAGUGGAAUCAAAGAUAGAGAUUGAGCUGAUUUUUAUUUCGUGCAGCACCUCAACCCCUUGCAGAUAAAUUUUCUUAUCGGAUAGAUGUGUAAAGUUUAUCACCUCUUGGCAUCACUCUUUCCCAUUCAGCCAUUAUUCACCCUGAGCCUGUGAAAGCCAUCAGGUAUACUGAAUGCUCCUGCUGCCUUUCCAUCUGUCAGCCAGGGCAGAUGGCCAUUGAUCAUUAAUACUGUCCCUCUGUCUGCCCCUCUGAUAGGGCCGCCUGCAUUCUUUAGAAGCAGAGAUGGAGCAGGACCGGCGCCUGAGCCUGCAGCUUGAGCUGCUAAAGAAAGACAAGGCUCGACUGCUGUCUCAGCUCACAGCUCAGGAGUCAGUGAUAGACGGUUUGAGAGCAGAGAGGAGGAUCUGGGGCCAGGAGCUCGCUCAGCAAGGUGGGAAGACAAGAUGGUGUAAGGUCUGGACUUUAAAUGAGCCUCAUUGUGCAUGACACAGACGAAUAAACACUUGCACAGAUCUUCAUUGUUGUACAUUUUACUUUAUAAUGAAUUGCCCCGGAGGAGGCCCCGUGUCACCACUGACAUUUUUGGGAUUAUUCUACAUUGCCAAUAUGAAGAAGUUAUGUAUCAGGGCUGACUUAUUUGAAAGCUGAUGUGUUAUUUUGUCUGUGUUGAGUCAAGUCUGCCAUCUAGUGGCAUCACCAAUAUACCUAUGCAUCCAUAAAGUUAGACAAGUCAGCACACAUAGUAGACUUUAAACACACAAAAAAUGCAAAUUCAUGUGAGGCAUGAUAAACCAGAACAAAGGAGCAGAGGGAAAAAAAUAAAUUCAUACAAACUACAAAAGAAGAAACAAAAUGGAUGUUUAAGUGUUUGAGUUAAAUCUUUCCUGCUGGCUUGAGAUACAUGAUUGAGUUCAGUAUUUCACGAGUCUCUCUUCAUUAGGAGCAUCUUUGGCUCAGGACCGUGGACGUCUAGAGGCCAGGAUUGAGGUGCUAAGCACCGAGCUGGAGACACAGAAGAAACAGAACCAGAGGGACAAUGAUGCCUUAAAAAUCAAAUCAAAAAUCAUUGAUGACCAGACAGAGACAAUCCGCAAACUCAAAGAGGUAGUAGGAAGCCUGUUUUACUGGAACCUGACACUACAUGCAUUUGCUUAGUAUUAGCCACAAAUGUUGUAUAUGUGUUUGUAUGUGCAAAUUGAGUAUCUCUCAGUGUUGUCCUGCUUUUGUUUUGAGACAAACUGAAAUAAUUUCCUUGUAUCCUUCUCUGACCCCUGCUGAGUAAGGCCUCGCAGGAGCGUGAUGAUCAAAUCCGUAGGCUGCGGGAGGAGUCGGUCCAGGCCCAGAAGAGGCUUCAGCAGCAGCUGGAGGAGGAAACAUCUCAACAGGCUGAGUUGAGGGAGCAAGUGGAGCAUCUGCGUCUGCGCAAAGAGGAGCUGAAACAGCAGCUGGAGGAUAAGGAAGCCGAGCUUGAGGAAGUCAAAAAAAUUUACAGGCAAGAAUUUCAUCUAAAAAACAGACAUGCCAACUAGAGCUUGCAAGAUAAUUUUAUUUAUGAAGCCUGUUAUAAACUUUAUACCAUCAGCGUGAGUGUGUUAGAGCUGCUAAACAUGUUCUUCUCCUAAAGUCUACCUACUCUGUCUUCUUAGUAAUUCCAGUAGAAAGUGGCAGGAGAAAGCAGAACUGCUCACUCAACUGGAGAGCCAGGUGAAGCGCAUGAAGGACAACUUCGAUUCCAAAGAACGAUUGCUCCUGGAGGAAAGAGAUAAAGCAACAGAAGCACAAAAGUACAUAUAAUAAAGAAUACAACUUUAAAAAAAGAAACUUAAAAUCUCCUAAACUUUGACCACAAAAUUCAGUGUCAUCUUACGUACAACACAACAGCAUAUACUGUAGUUGUCCAGCAUUUGUCAGCUGUACCAGGUAACGUUGUAUCUCUUUAGUUGCAUAUUAUAAAUAACUUACCACAGAUUUAAAAUAGUCUGUUGCUUGAGAGGUUAUCCUGAUUCAAACCCUUCACAAUAACUUUGAAAAAGUUUGUUUGUACUUGAGUGUUGACUGUAUUUUUUUUAUGUCUACCACAAUGGGAGCGUAAACUUUUAUCCUACCAUCUUUCACCAGCUGGAAACAGGUUAGAACAGCUCUGAAGCUCUCCUCAUUCCUGAAGGAGAGGAAAGUUAUGUCCUCAGUCAGACACGACGAUAAAAUGCUUUUCUUACCCAAAAGCCCAAAGGGAAGACACAGUUUGUGUGACUUUGAGAAUUUUCAGACUAAAAAGGCAAAUAGUUAGACACAGUCCUUCUCCAUAGAGAGCGAGAUAACUUUGAAGAAGAUUUUAGAACAGUCAUACCUCUGUAGUUUAAAUUAUGAACAGCAUGUGUUUGACAAGUUCCCCCAGAGACGGGGUAAAUUAUUAAGAAUAAAUAAAUAAUUUGUUAGUCAAGAUUCAGGAAUAGCCUCAGUAUUUAAGCAGACUCCAAAUGUGUAUACCUGUCAUACUAAAAGCCACAACAUCCCAAGAGUGCUUUACGUGAUGUUUGUUUUAUUGUCUGGCAGAGCUGUGUCGGAGAAGUUACGCUGCGUUGAUGAUGCAUUUCGAAGACAGCUAGAAUCUUGUCAGGCUGCCCAUCAAGCUGAGCUGCUACGCCAGGCCAACAAAAAGCAGAAACAGAUCGAACAGGCCAAUCAGAAGGUAAAAUACAGAUGAUAAAUUUGAAAGUUACAGGGAAGAACAGACUCACUUAAGUCUUUAAAAUGGCUUCAAAUUUAGGACAAAACUAGUUUUAGGACCAUGUAUUGUCAUGUUAUUCAUCAUAUUUAAGCUGUCAGUUUUUUCAUCUCUUCCUCAGGUGUUUGAGGUGGAGGAGGAAAUGCGUCAGCUGCUUGAGGAGACAGAAACCAACAAGAGAAUCAUGGAAGAGAAAAUGAGACGGCUAACAAGUGUAUUAAAAGACUUCUGAUGAAGGAUAUGUGCUUCCUAUGAGGCCUCAGUAGUGUACAAUUUUGUCAAAUAAGACUGUAUUAAAUUAUUGUUUUUAGUAUUUUCAAAUUUAAUAAAAAAAAAUCUUUUAAAGAGAA
Molecule: messenger RNA, 14136 nt
Organism: Xyrichtys novacula (pearly razorfish)
Lineage: Eukaryota; Metazoa; Chordata; Actinopteri; Labriformes; Labridae
Source: the annotation of a GenBank genome assembly